Molecule: messenger RNA, 3930 nt
Organism: Psylliodes chrysocephalus
Lineage: Eukaryota; Metazoa; Arthropoda; Insecta; Coleoptera; Chrysomelidae
Source: the annotation of a GenBank genome assembly
GCUAAGAAUAAGAAAUUGACAUUUUAAUUAAAAAAUAAAAUAAUUAUAUUAAAAGUCAACAUAUUUUUGAUCUAAUAUAUAUAAUUAUAUAUUAUACUUAUUAAUUUAAUUUUCAAUAUGGAAGAUUUUUGUCCAACUAUGCAAAGAUGUGACGUAAUGGAACUACUUCCAUUCUUUUUAGAUAUUCCUGUAGAUUCUCCACCAGUAAAUGUGACACCAUCAAGAUUAUUAAGUGAACUUCAAAUGCCGAUGCAAAAACGAUUUGAACAACUAACUAGAACCACGAGAAAAAGGAGAAUUCUAACAGAAGUUAAUACUUUCAUGAAAACGCCGGACAUAAUAGUUUUUCAGAAUUUUGAAGCUUAUGAAACAUAUAAAACUACACUUACAUUCGUAAAUACCAAAUCAACAUCCAAAAAUUUUAAAAUUGGUUUAGCCUACAAAUCACCAUUUUUCAGUAUAAUUCGUCCAGGAUCAGAUUAUGAUUUUCUCAAAAUUGCACCUGGAAUUGCUUACGUAAUAAACAUUAUUUUUACACCGACAGAAAUGCGAGACUACGUAGCCAAAUUAAUUUGUGAGACAAACGAAGAAACUAUGACAAUUCCCAUUUAUGGGAUAGGCACCAGACCUUUACUAAAAAUAGUUGAUGAAAUCAAACUGAAUCCUACAGCAGUAAGAGUCAAAUCCGUAAAAUCAAUCUUGCUACAUAAUCUUGCAGAUAAAUCUGGACAGUAUCGAGUAACUGUAGAAGAACCUUUCGAUAUAAUUCCACAAAAAGCAGUUCUAGAAUCAAAUAAAGCACACGAAUUGAAAGUUUUUUGUACUCCCGUUACAGAAGAGAAAAAUCUUAGCAGUAAAGUUAUUUUACACUGCGAUGAUUUGAUUCUGAAAAUACCUGUUACAUGCGAAGUACAAGAAGCUGAUAUUUCUUUGGAACGCUUUUCUCUUAAUUUUUUUGAAGUUUUUGUAGGCCUUCAGAACUGUGGCACUACGACAGUUCACAAUAACAGUCCAUUUACUGUCGAUUUUCGUUGGAAAUUAUUAGAGAGUGAAAAUGAAGACAUUGAAACAAUAAAAAGUAUGCUUAAAAAUUUAAAAAGUUUAACUGAAAUGGAAAAACAUAAAUAUGCCAAGCUCCAAUAUCACGAUAUUAUAAAUGCCGAAGGACACCAACAAAUACUUGAUUAUAAGUUCCGGGAAAUGGCGGAAAAUAUUAAUGAGGAAUAUAAAUUGUUGUAUAAAAAUGAUGCAUUCAGCAUAAUACCAUUGGAAGGCAAAAUCUUACCACAUCAGUCUUUUGAUUUUAACCUAAUAUUUGCUCCAACAAAAAACGAUGUAUACCUUAGUUCCGCUUAUCUAGAUGUAACAGGAAGAUAUGAAAGGUUCCAUUUAAAUCUGUCUGGUGUAGGAAGAGGACCCUCUGUUGUAUUUAAUGUUAAUAAACUGAAUACAGGCACCAUUUUUCUGGAAGCGGAGCAUGAAUAUCAAGUGAUAGUGAAAAACGAGGGAUGCAUACCUGCAACGGUGAUUUUUCAAAAGACAGAAUCCGAAUUUGGAGGUGAAAUUGGAUGUAUUCCAGAAAAUCAGUAUCUGAAGAAGAACGAUUCUUGUAAACCAUUUGUAGUAAAAUUUUCGUCUCCUGUACAAGGACCUUUCGUUGAAAAAGUGUAUUUUAAAAUUAAGGAAUCUCAAGAAUUAAUAUUCUUUCUAUUGGUAGGGAAUGUGGUUUGUCCGUUGUUAAAACCAGAUGUAGACAAAUUAGAUUUUGGUCAUAUGGCUUUUGCAACUGAAAUAAGAAAACAAGUUAAUUUGACCAAUCCUUCUCAAGUUCCAAUAGAUUUUCAAGUCAAAAUGUCAAAAAUUAAUUAUUCAGAAAUGCUAUUCGAUGGGAAAAAAGAAAAAAAACAAGACUUUUCUUAUUAUCCGACAGAAGGCGUUGUCGCUCCAUAUGCAUGUGUUGCUGUAGAGGUAACGUUGUUUACAAAUGUGAUAGACAGCGUUAAUGAAACUAUGAUCAUUUGCAUGUACGGUUCGGAUGUUUAUAAAAUUGAAAUACCCUGUAGCUAUACAUGCUUAAUUCCUACUAUCACAUGCGAUCCCCAAGACAUUUAUAUUACGUUUUGUUUUUUGAAUUUUGUAUACAAGAGAACACUUACUUUUACCAACGAAACAGGUCUCACUGGACAGUUGAAUUAUACACCUAUGGAAGAACCAAAAAAUAUGCAACUAAGUUUAAGCCCAACUGAGAUUUUAAUACCGCCACAUGAUAAAUUUGAAGUUGACUUGACCAUUACUACAGAUGUCUUAGGCUUGCAUGAAUACCCCUUAAUGUUUACUUUAGUUGGACAAGAAACCCCUACAAAGUACUGUAAUUUAAAAUGCAAUGGUCAAGGACCUGUUGUAUCAUAUUUUCCAGAUAACAUCAACUUUGGACAGGUCCAAUUGCUAACGACAGCAGUUAAACAGAUGUCAAUUAUCAACGACUCCCCAAUUAAAGCCAAAAUAUUUUUGACAUCGACUAACAAAGCUGAGGUCCAGUUGCCAAUAGAAGAACUUGACCUUUUUCCAGAAUGUGAGGUACAAGUUGACGUCAUUUGUUAUUUAACAGAAGAUGGGAAAUUUGAUUGUCAGAUAUUUGUGGACGUUGAAAAUGGAGAGAAUAUAGUAAUAAAGGUGAAUGGAGAAGGAAUUGGAUAUCCCCUACAGUGUGUUCCGAAAUUGGAACCAGAAUAUGAUUUGGGUUCUCAUCUCACAUACCUCACGAAUAAACUGCCAGUUGCCAUAUCAAAUUUAGGUAGAAAGUACUAUCGGAUUUAUUGGUCAAGAAAAUCUUAUGUAAAAUCUCUUAAAGAGCUGCUAGCUGAAUUGGAAGCUCCUCCAUCACCAAACGCAAUAUUUUGGUUUGAACCAACUUAUUUGGAACUUGGAGAGAAUUCUACUGAGAGUAUAGAUAUAUGUGCUCGUUCAAAAACAGCGCAUUAUUACGAAGAAUCAUUUUAUAUGUACGGAACUAUAGAUCCUAACUCCAAAUCUAAUUGUUUACAGGUAGUGAUACCUAUUAUGACAGUUCUAUUGAAAGUGAAGUUCAUAGUACCAGUUAUGUCGUUUUCUACCCAACAUUUGAAAUUUGUGGAAAUGCAUGUCCCUUCAUUUCGCGAUCCUUAUUGCACUGCAGAUGAACAAGGAAUUCCGUUGGAGUCAAUUUCUACACGUGAGGUGGUAAUAAAAAAUGAAGUUGAAAUACCUUUAACACUAGUGAUGCGUACCACCGAUGACUUCCUUAUAAAGCUCUAUCAGGAUGAAUAUGAAGACACGUAUUAUCAUAAACUGGAAGUUGGAAGGGAAGUAACUGUAGUAAUCGAGUUUCAACCACAGCAAUUUUCAAAACGAUAUAUAAAGAGUGUCGGAAAAUUAAUUGUUAACAUACCCGAAUAUCCUAAAACUGAGUCAAUAUUUUUAACCGGCGAAAUGUGUUAUCCUUCUAUUCAGUUUCUUCCACAAGAAUUAGAUUUUGGAUGUUUAGAAAUUGGCUCAUACAACGUCAGAACCAUUAUUAUGCAGAAUGUUACAUUUUUACCUGUAAAAUAUUCAUUGAAUUUGUUAACAGAUACCUUUCAUCUUCAACAAUUGGCAGAUGUAACGGACGACUCUGAAGAUUCUGAUACAGUUGAUGAAACACUUUUGUGCAAAAAUUCAUCGUCUGAUUUGCCCGAAUUCUCCGACGAUAGUGCUGAAGAUACAAUAUAUCCCGAAGAAAAAGUACUUACUUUAUCAGAAGAAAAUGUAAAGGAAGACGAGUUUAUCCUGGUUAAAUUAAAAGACUAUAAGAUUAAUAAAAAAGAUUUUGUCGGACAAAUUUUAAAAGUUUCAGAUAGGUUAGAAUCAAAUGAAGAUCAAAUCUACACCGUCAAAUUUUUGAGAAACUAUUAA